UUUUGGGUCAUUCAUUGCCCAACGUUCAUUACAGAUAUUAGCUCUACCAAAGUGAAAAACGAAUUGUUGAGAAAAAACAGCCACAAUGUGUAGCAAGCUGAAUAUAGUCACGCCAGAGGAACUGAAUGCCAAGGUGGAGCAGGAGGACAGUCAGGUAGAAACAUCCUCCGCCGACCCAUCGUCGUCCGUCUCCAAACUGGAGACAUCUUCCUCCUCCUCCGACAUCAAGACUCCUCUUAUCAAUGAAUCGCAACUGAUCGGGGAUCUGGGCAAGCCCUAUGCUCUUCCCUUCCUUCUGGAAGGAACUCGUCAUCGUGAUCUAAAGACCAUUUCGAGCGAUACACUGGCCCGUCUCAUGCAGGGCGAAUUCGCCAAGGAACUGGGACCUGGUGGUAGAUAUAACAUCAUCGAUUGUAGGUACCCCUACGAGUAUAAGGGAGGUCACAUUCGUUAUGCCUGGAAUGUCUAUUCAUUGUACCAUGUCCGGAAGGCUUUUCCUGACUUAACAGAGGAGUUGAAGCAGGAGAGGGUGGCUCAACGUGUCAUUUAUGUCUUCUACUGCGAGUUCUCCGCCAUGAGGGCAGCCAAGAUAAUGCGCUUCCUGCGCAACCAUGAUCUCAAUGAGGAUUAUCCGGAGCUAUAUUUGUUGCACAAGGGAUACAACGCCUUCCAUGGCUCCUAUUUAGAUCUGUGCGAACCCAAGGGAUAUGUGAAAAUGCUCUCCCCGGGUUACGAGCAUGACUACCUUCUCGGCCGCCUCCAAGCCGGGAUGUAGUGAUGCGAAAGAAUAGUUCAAAAAUAACAAACAUUAUUUUAAAUCGGA
This is a messenger RNA of Drosophila serrata, 823 nucleotides long. RefSeq names its product cdc25-like protein phosphatase twine pseudogene. NCBI's taxonomy places the organism in Eukaryota, Metazoa, Arthropoda, Insecta, Diptera, Drosophilidae. The record is from RefSeq and is a predicted model, not a curated record.